AUGGCUACCCACGAUGCAGCCUUCGAUAUGGCAGACUUUGUUGAUUUCGGAGACACAAGCAUACCCGGCGUAUCACAAGGGACAGACCUCAACAUAACGGAGCCGGCAUUGGACCAAAGUCCCCUACUAGGACAAGAUGACUCCAGAGGGCUUGUGCAAUCGACCGAUGCUCAAACUACCGACAUCGACUUCAACACUGACUUUAGUACCUGGCUGCCAACAUACCAAAAGUCCGUCCAGCCAUGUGAAUACUGCAGAUCAAUGUCCCUCGAGUGUUUCAUCUACAACGUCGACGGUACCAAGCAGCUAGGCUGCUCCCCAUGCAAUGCUCUGUUCCGGCCAUGCAGCUUCAGCAAUCCGGAAAGGAUGCCAGCAAUGAAGCAAAGAACGGCACUCGACACGUUAGAUGUCGUGGCAGAAAACGACAUGCGAUGCUUCGGUGGACUCACCGGAAGGAAGCAGAUGCGAUCCUUGGGUCACGUUGGUCCCAUAACGGACGACAACGGAGACCAGUGCUCUAAGAGUGCUGCUGUGUCAGCGCGCUUCCCAAGAGCUGCUGUCAGCAUCCUGAAAAACUGGAUGCUCAUGCACAUCGAUCAUCCCUAUCCAACAGAAGAAGACAAGGAGACGUUGAAACAGCAAACUGGCUUGUCCAUUGGCCAGAUCUCCAACUGGAUGGCCAAUACGCGGCGAAGGCAGAAGGCACGACCCAAGCGAAGUGCAUCGCCGAGCAUCCGACCAUCGACAAAGGUCAUCAACAUUCCCGCGGGUAAAACCUGGGAAAGCAUGGGUCCGUUCGAACGAUGGAAGCACUCUCCUCCUGAAAACGAGCCUGCACCUCUCAACGCUAUUGCUCACGCUGUUGAGACCUUUGACCCGCCGCAGUCCACCAGCCAGAGCAGCAGCUACCGCAAAGAUGCUUCUAAUGAUAGCACUGGGAGCUUCUCGGUAUUCAAGGCACCUUCCAUCUCUUCGUUAGAGACUGGUCUCACCAAGAUGUCCUCCGGUUCUCGGGGAUCCCGGGACUCUGCCUACUCAUACGGAUCCCGACACUCACUCGGCUCUUUGAAUAGUCUCAAGUCAAAAGAAAGGCGAAGGCGCCGACGAAUUCCUACUCGUGUGUCAAAGCCUAGCCCCGACGAAGGACAAAGGAUGUUUCAAUGCACAUUCUGCACUGAUACUUUCAAAUCCAAGUACGACUGGUCUCGCCAUGAGAAGAGCCUUCACUUGUCUCUUGAAAAGUGGCUUUGCGCACCCCUUGGCGAGAUCGUUGCCGAUAAGGCUACCGGCAAAUCCAAAUGUGUCUACUGCGACGAGUUGGAUCCUAGCAAAGAACACCUGGCGACACACAACCACACUGCUUGUUAUGAAAAGGGCCCCGAGUCUAGGACCUUUUAUCGGAAAGACCACCUUCGACAACACCUGCGACUUAUGCAUGGUUGCAAGAUGACUGCAAGCAUGGACACUUGGAAGUCUGAAGCACAAUAUAUCAAAUCCCGUUGUGGGUUUUGCGGCAUGAUCUUUGACAAGUGGCAGGACCGUGUCGAUCACCUUGCAAAGGAGUUUCGUAACGGAGCCAGUAUGAAGAAUUGGAAGGGCUGCCGUGGUCUAGAUCCCCAUGUAGCCAUACACGUGACCAACGCGAUGCCGCCAUAUCUCAUUGCUAAUGAGAGAAAGUCACCCUUUCCAUUUUCGGCAAGCAACUCUUCAAGUCUGCAGCAAAUCAAUCUGUCACUCGAGAUGCGAGACUUGGAGUACCUACUUCCCAACAACUAUGACCUAUCCAUCGCCUACCAAGACGGCAAGGAUGCUUCAUCGGUUGGGCCAAUCAUCUUGACCACACCCGAGGACUUCCCAGCGUCGGGACAAUCGGAUCACAAUCCUAAUGCAACAUGCUGGGAAAUUCUGACUCUACGACUUGGACGCUUUGCAAGACGGCAUAUUAAGGAGCACGGUGCUGGAUCUGUGACUGAUGAGAUGUUGCAAGUUGAAUCGCGCCGUAUUCUUUAUGGUGAUGACGAUCCCUGGAAUCAAACUUCUGCAGACAAUCCCGAAUGGCUCAAUCUCUUCAAGAAAGCACAUGGCAUCGACUCCAAAGCCCCAGUCAAAGGCAUCAUCACAGAGCAUGACGUUUACGAGGAUCUGGGCAUCAACUCCGGCGCCAUUGUUGACUCUAGCUUCGACGUCAAUAACUUUACUUGUGCAAACCUACCUGAGAACGAUCCGUUGCGGGCACUCUCUUUCGAGUGUUCGCUUUCAGGCUCGUUGGGACAUAUCAAAGGACAUGUGCGACAGCUCUCCUCGGGCCGUCAAACACCCUACAGCGUACCUGGGCUGAGCAGAUCACCUACAUCGCCCGCUUCCUUUGCACCAGCAACAACUACAACAGCAGCCAACGAUGACCAACUCAUAGGCAUAUACGCGCCCAUUUCAGAACUCGCAUGCCCCGCCAACGGCGCCAAGGGGCCUUGCUUUGGCGAGCACGGCGAACUUGGUUUCGCCAUCAACAACCCCGGAUCCCCUAAAAGACGAUACUGGAUGGAUGAAGCAACCACACAAAUCUCGCCCCUGACUCCUCUUCUCGGCCACCAACAGCAACCCGUAUACGAUGGUAAGACUGCUCUCAGCAACCCCGGUGCCACGACCACGACCACGACCACGAUCACAGCCGAUGACUUCCAAUUCCCCUCGUGGGACGAACUCCCAGAGCACCUGCAGAACCCGACGAGCAGUUCUGAAUACAAUCUUGCCGGCGUGAGCACGUCUACUACCGAGAAUAUCUUGGCGAUGCCGUGGGAUGAUACCAUGGAUUUUGCCAUGGAUAUGGAUUUGAUUUGAGUUUGAUGGAGAGACGAGAUUUUUUUUCUUCUAAAAAAAAAGUGUGGGAUUUUAGUACUGGUUACUUUGCUAAAUGCAAUGAAGGAAGGGGGAAAGAUGGCGACGGUCGAUAUGAUAUACAUCUUUGCCCCCCCUUUUUUGGGCGGGAUUCGCUAGGGUAAUGUGAUGGUGUUUGGUGGUAUCUGUCUAUUUUUUUUCUUCUAUCCCUUCUUUGAUUAAUGAGUUCAUGAUAUACCAUCCUUGUACACAUUUUUCUUUUCACGCGCUCUCGCUCUCUCUCUCUCUUUUGGGCAACAAAGUAGAAAAAUUCUGAAUAGAACUUUUCCUUGGU
Bipolaris maydis ATCC 48331 is the source of this 3169-nucleotide messenger RNA. RefSeq lists its product as uncharacterized. Gene Ontology annotation, biological process: regulation of transcription by RNA polymerase II. The record is from RefSeq and is a predicted model, not a curated record. Gene Ontology annotation, molecular function: RNA polymerase II cis-regulatory region sequence-specific DNA binding. Lineage: Eukaryota; Fungi; Ascomycota; Dothideomycetes; Pleosporales; Pleosporaceae.